Messenger RNA from Ostrinia furnacalis (Asian corn borer), 1930 nucleotides. RefSeq names its product SH3 domain-binding protein 5. Gene Ontology annotation, molecular function: protein kinase inhibitor activity. Gene Ontology annotation, cellular component: cytoplasm. The transcript has 9 exons. Gene Ontology annotation, biological process: intracellular signal transduction. The record is from RefSeq and is a predicted model, not a curated record. The coding region runs from base 170 to 1564 and encodes 464 amino acids. Lineage: Eukaryota; Metazoa; Arthropoda; Insecta; Lepidoptera; Crambidae.
UUCAGGGUUGGCGAUUAUCGAACUGAACAAAAAAACUUUUUAGUUUGGUUUAUGCAGAACCGUAAAGUGGAGGAUGGAAUGAGUUCACCAAGAAAAACAUUAUCAUAACCACGAAAACAAACCUUCGUCCAAAUAAAGCUGGCUAAAAUGCACUUGGCUUAAUUUAACAAUGAAUGAUAGCGGUGCUGAAUGCUCAGAAGCCUUGGAUCCUCGAGUUCAGAUAGAGCUAGAACGCCUUAACACUGCCACAGACGAGAUCAACAGGCUAGAAGUAGAGCUUGACGAAGCCCGGCUGGCGUUCAGACGGUUGUUGGCAGAAGGACACCUCCGGAUCCAACAGCUAACGAAGAAACUUGGCACCAGCGUACAUAAAGCCCGGCCUUACUAUGAAGCACGAUUUAGAGCUAGUAUUACGUCCCAAGAACUCCAAACGGCCACAAUCGCCUACGACAAAGCCAACAGUGCGCACUCGGCCGCGCGCGAAAUGGUGUACCUGGCCGAGCAGGGGCUGGCGCGGCUUGCGGAAGGCUCGCAGGGAGGCCUCACGCUUGACCCCGCCUGGCAGGAGAUGCUCAACCACGCCACGCACCGCGUCAACCAGGCGGAGGCCGAGCGCGCCAACGCGACGGUGACGCAACGCACGCGCCAGGCCGCGCACCGCGCCGCCUCCGCGCUCGUGAACCAGCUGCAGAACUCGCUCAAGAGGCACAUCGCCAAGUCCAGGCCAUACUUCGAAGAGAAGGCUCGCAUCAACGCGGCCCUAGAGCACCAGAAGGCCCGCAUCCAGACCUUGGAAGAGCAGGUGGCUGAAGCCAAACAGCAGUACUCGUCGGCCCUCAGGAAUCUGGAGAGGAUAUCCGAUGAGAUACACAGGCAUCGGUCCAGGAGACAGUCUACUAGGAAUGAUAUAGACCGUUCCACAAUAACGGAUACGGCGAGCGACACCAACACCACGGCCAGCGACAAACUAGAGGAAAUCUGCGACCACAGCGCCGACGCGAACGUUCGCGAGUGGCUGCGGAGGACCGAACAUUCGCGCCCGCGCUGCUUGCAAGACUCCGACACCUGGACUGAGAUUGACCUGGAUUAUUCUAGCCCAGAAGAGGUGAGCUUCGAAAAAUGCUCGUUCCGUCCGCGGUCCUCCCCAGAAAAGUCCCUACCGCCCAGCCCGCCGGAAUCCAAAGUGUCGGCGGCGUCUCCCCGGCGCAUCAUCCGCGGGCGCGGCGCGGCGCUGGCGGAGCUGGAGCGCGGCCGCCGCCCGAGCCUCGACGCGCUGCUGCACGACACCGGCGAGAAGGUCAAGGAUCUGUUCCAAGGGCUGUCCCUAUUCGGCGAGCGACGCGGCUCGGCGUCGGCUCCGCGCACGCCGCGGCGGGCGGCGUCCCCGCGCGCGCGUGCCAGCCCUGCGCCCGAAUCCUCUGCGUCUGACGAUCGGUAUUCUGACACCGACAGCCUGGCCAGCGUGGAAAUGCUCACAGACGACCAGAUCGCUUCGCUUAUGCUGGACGCCCAGCUCGAAGCCGUUUGCGAAAGGCUCGCCGGCGUGGCCGUGCGGCGCGAGUAACACUCGACCCAACGCCGUAAGACAUAGAGCUCAAAAUUAAAUGUGGGAACAUUCGUAACUCCAGCAUGCAUGGAGAAAGGAGGCCUGUAUUCACCAAGGGAUGUGAAGUUCAUCCGUAAAGGUAAUUAAAGUGUUUGAGCCUUAAGAAAAGGAUAUAAAGUUCAGAAUAACGUGGAAACCAGUUAAUAAAGAAAAGGGGGAGGGGCAUACAAUGUCGAGCCAUAGCUUAAUCAGUGCAACAAUGGUACAACUGAAAUAUUGAUAUUUCCGCAAUUUAGUACCUUCAAAAUACAUUCCAAUUUAUUUUGUUUCAUAUUUAUAAAUAUUUACUAAAUAAGCAGCUAAUAAAUAAUAUAAAAACAAACA